Microdochium trichocladiopsis is the source of this 3275-nucleotide messenger RNA. RefSeq lists its product as uncharacterized. Bases 98 to 2953 code for a protein of 951 amino acids. Gene Ontology annotation, cellular component: mitochondrial intermembrane space. The record is from RefSeq and is a predicted model, not a curated record. The transcript has 6 exons. Lineage: Eukaryota; Fungi; Ascomycota; Sordariomycetes; Xylariales; Microdochiaceae. Gene Ontology annotation, molecular function: metalloendopeptidase activity. Gene Ontology annotation, biological process: proteolysis; peptide metabolic process.
CCGAAUUCAAAGUUUUCUAUUGAAAGCUCUCUCUCCGAUCAUCACAUCUUCACGUUGAGCGGCUAGCCUCAGACAUUCUCUAGCGCGUGUUGCAAACAUGGCCCACAGAUACGCCAACCCACCGCAGCCUCCGGUGACAUUCACCACUGAUGCGACAUCCAUCGCCGCCUCGGCGGACGCAGCAUGCCGCCACGCCGAACAGGUCAUCAACGAGGAAAUUCUCGCCAAGGUCACGCCCGAGACCGCCACGUUUGAAAAUGUCAUUGCGGUGCUCCUCCAGCUCGAAAAUAAGUUUCAGCUGACUUCCAACGCCGCAAUUAUUGGCGCAAUACUGGGCAAUGGCGGCAGUGGGGAGGCCGACGGCACGCCGAGCGACCUCGAGAAAGCUACACGGGCUGCGGCGAACCGGCUGAUGGGCUCCAUGAACGACUGGAAGGGCGACGAGAGGCUGAAACCCCUAGUGGAUGUGGUGUACCGGCGGGAGCUCCAACGACGACAGCAGAGUGGCUCGCCGGAUGUAAUGGACGAUGAAAGCUGGAAGGCGCUAUGCCAGGAGCAGCGCAGGUUCUCCAUUGAGGGUGUCGAUUCGGCCAGUCAGACGCGCAUCGCGGAAGUCAAAACAAGACUUGCCGAGAUUGAGGCGGCUUUCCUGGACAACCUGCGCAUGGCACAGGAUUGUUUAUGGCUCACUCGUGCUGAGCUUGACGGUGUGCCUGCGGCCACAAUUGAUGCUUUGGAUGCGGGCAUCGGGGAUUUGGCCGGAAAGUUCAAGCUGAGGCUCAAAGACCAUCAGGUCAGAGCCGUGGUGAGCCAGCUCACCUCGCCCACGAUUCGAAAGCAGGCAUACUUGGGCACGAGAAACAUGGCGAGGGAGAAUGACUCCCUAUUACAAGAGGCCGUCAAGCUUCGCUACGAGGCAGCUCGUCUACGGGGCUACGACAGCCAUACCGCUUACAAAGUCGAGAACAUGAUGGCCAAAACAACCUUGGCGGUAGAAAAGCUGCUGAACACCGUUCAGCAGCAAGCACUCGCUCGACUCCCACACGACCUCGAGAAGCUUCGCGUGCUCAAAACAGCAGGCUCACAUGCUCAAGGAGACGCAGAGUCGGAAAUUAUCACGUGGGCCAACUUGUCAUAUUACAGCCGCCUGUAUGAGGAGCAGAACCACGGGGUCGACCAAGCUCUGGUAGCGCAAUACUUUCCAUUAGUACCCACAGUGUCUAAAAUGCUGGACCUCUUUGGCAAAUUAUUCGGCUUUGUCUUCCACAAGAUCACAGACACCAAGCACGGCCAGCCCGAGAGUCUAGUCUGGCACAAAGAUGUCAUGGUGUACAGCGUCUGGAACGACGAACAGGAAGGGGGCAGUUUCGUCGGAUAUUUGUACCUCGAUCUAUAUCCGCGCGACAGCAAGACCCUCGGCGCAGAGUGCCGACCUUUGCAUUUGGGCUUCUUCGACCAGCGGACUUCCAAACGGCACCAUCCGUCCACUGUGCUUCGAACCAAUUUCCAGCCGGACUCAUUUCUCCGGCACGCCGACAUGACCCUUCUAUUCCACGAGCUGGGCCAUGGCAUUCACGACCUCGCUGGAAUCUGCAAUUACUCACGCUUGCACGGCGCCGAGACGGCUGGAGAUUUCAACGAGGCGCCCUCACAGAUGCUGGAGAACUGGUGCUGGGAUGCCAGAGCACUGAAAAAGCUCUCAGGGCAUCACGAAACUGGCGAACCGCUGCCCGAUGAGGCUAUUGAGGCGCUCGUGGCUUCGAGGACGGUGUUGCCGGCUGCCAAGUUGAUGGAACAGCUCACUUUGACCUUGUUUGACAACGCGGUGCAUGGGUCACCAGCCGCCGGAGGUGGUACGAUCGAUGUGCCAGGUCUAUAUGCCAAGUACAGCCAACUGGGUGGACUGCACUGUGAAGGAGAUGAGCACGGCUACACGACGUAUCAGCAUCUUUUCUCUGGCAGCGACGGGACAAUGUACUGCUAUCUAUGGUCGAAGGCGAUUGCGCAGGACAUGUUUGAGACUGCGUUUGCUAAGGAUCCACUUGAUGGUGAAGUAGGAAGGCGAUACCGGCGGAUGGUGCUCGAGAAAGGUGCGAGUCAGGACGAGCUGAAGACUUUGAUUGAUUUCCUCGGACAGACCACAGCACUGCUCGCUCCCUCAGCAGAUGCUGCUGCAGCUUCGGAGGGCGAAGAGCACGUCGUAGCUCACGCGGCUGGUCUCGACGACACGACAGACAGCACAGCGCGAUUGAGCACAGAGCGACUUCUUCGCAUCGUGAGAGGCUUGACCUGGGCUUCACUACUCUUCACUGUGCUACUGAUUGGUCUGGCAAUUGUGAUCCUCGUUCUCGUCAGCAAUGCGCCCGAGCCUUUCAUGCCACGGUGGCAGCUCAUUGAGAACCUGCACACGGUGACCAUAUACGCUGUCGUUCUCUGCAUCAUGGACAUUUGGACCCUCCGCCGCCGUGUUGGCGGGGCUUGGGAGCCCUGGGCUGUGCUUUUCACUCUUCUGGCCGACGGGUUGACUGGGGGUUUUGUCUUGAACGCAGCGGGGGAGUCUGUGAGCUUCAUCCCCAACCAGAGCUGGUGCGGCUCCUGGCACGACGGCCACUAUGACGGGGCUAGGUGCCAGCCCUUUGAGAGCGUCUUUGAUGGUAUUGCGUCGACAUGGGCUGCCCUUGCUCUGCUUUUUGCAUUGAUCCACUCCGCCCUCUUCUUGUUGCGCGUUCUGUACCUCGUCCGCACGCAUCACACCACCCGCUUCAUCACAUACGAGGGCGGCGCAGCCAGUGAGACCCUCACAAGCCUCAGCUUCACGCUUGGUCCGUUUGGCUUCGACUUCCGUUUCAGUAUCCGGCACCGCAACAGGGACGUACCCGCGGGUGCUGUGCGUGAGGAUCAACUUGUUCACGGUGAUGCUGUUCGCAGUGAAGUGGCUUCCGUCCGUACUUGAGAGAACCAGCUAGGCGACAAUUUAGGAGAGUUUGCUGCUCUUGGCGUCAAAUGAGGUGGGCGAGGUCGGGAUGAGUAAGUGGACAUUACUGUCAGGCUUGCCCCGCAGCCUGCAGUUCGAGAGUCAUAAAAACACUCUACGAUACUCUAGACUCUCUUUGAUGGAUAACGCGGUACUUGUGAGGAACUCGGACACCGAUAUAGAUAUACGCGUUAGUUGUAUUCUAUAAUAAAGAGUCGUUAGCGCUACGUCUGUAUGUCGCCUGGUAAGCGCCUAUGCCCGCAUCCUAUAGCUUAACUGUAUAAUUAUCCGAUACCGAGAU